Cinclus cinclus is the source of this 3673-nucleotide messenger RNA. It is a transcript of the gene BUB1B, whose product is annotated as BUB1 mitotic checkpoint serine/threonine kinase B. The transcript has 24 exons. Lineage: Eukaryota; Metazoa; Chordata; Aves; Passeriformes; Cinclidae. The record is from RefSeq and is a predicted model, not a curated record. Gene Ontology annotation, biological process: protein phosphorylation; meiotic sister chromatid cohesion, centromeric; mitotic spindle assembly checkpoint signaling. Gene Ontology annotation, molecular function: ATP binding; protein kinase activity. Bases 82 to 3342 code for a protein of 1086 amino acids.
GGGUCCGUCCGGGCGGCUCGCGCCGCUGGGAGCUGUGCGCGGACGAAAGGAGAAGAGUUCAGGAUUGGAGGAAAGGUGGUCAUGUCCCAGGAGGGCAGCCACGAGUGGGAGCUGAGCAAGGAGAAUGUGCAGCCCCUCAGGCAGGGACGGGUGAUGUCCAGCUUGCAAGAGGCACUGGCUCAGCAGGACUCUUCCAGCCACACUGCUUUGCAGCUUAAAAAACAGGAGUUUGAAGCAGAAAUACGAUUUUACUCUGGAGAUGAUCCUCUGGAUGUGUGGGAGCGGUAUAUCAAGUGGACAGAGCAGGCCUUCCCUGGGGGUGGCAAGGAUGGCAACCUUGCAGCAGUUCUGGAAAGGGCAGUGAGAGCCCUCCAUGGGCAGCAGCAGUACUACAAAGAUCCUCGCUAUCUUAAUCUCUGGCUCAAGUUUGGCGAUUGCUGCAAUGAGCCCUUGGAUCUGUACAGUUACCUGCACAGCCAGGAGAUCGGCACCACGCUGGCCCUGCUCUACAUCACCUGGGCUGAGGCGCUCGAGGCCAGGGCCAGCUUCAGGAAAGCAGAUCUGAUAUUCCAGGAGGGGCUCCAGCGCAAGGCUGAGCCUUUGGACAAACUCCAGGCUCAUCACAAGCAGUUUCAGGCCCGUGUUUCUCGGCAGACAUUACGGGCACUUGAGGAAAGUCCUGAUGGAGGAGGCAAUAUGGGGUUGCUGGAAAUUGCAGAGCCUCAGAGAAGUUCGCUGGCAGAUCUCAAAGGCAGAGGGAAAAAGAAAGUGAGAGCCCCCAUCAGUCGUGUGGGAGAUGCAGUUAAAGUCGUGAAUCCAAACAGAAGCUCCCAGCCUCAGGCUUCUCUGCAGCUUCCAAAUACUCCCAGUUUUGCUGUGUUUGAUGAAAAUUCUGUGUCUGGACCUGAGAUUGCCACACUUACAGCACAGUCAUGGCCAGCACCUCCAGUUCCCAGGGCCAAGGAGAAUGAGCUCAGCGCAGGACCGUGGAACUCUGGCAGGCGUCCUCGAAGCACUGUGAGCUCUGCCAUGGAAGUGCCCCACCCACUGCCCAGUUUCACCCCCUAUGUGGACGAGUCAGCUCCACCACAAAUGAUGACUCCCUGCAAAAUUGAGCCCAGUAUAAACUGUGUGUUAAGUACUCGCAAACCUCAGGAGCGGGAGGACCCACUGCAGCGAGUGCAGCACCAGCAGCAGGAUGCUCAGGCAAAGAAGGAGAUGGUGAUGUACUGCAAAGAGAAAGUUUAUGCUGGAGUUGAUGAAUUCUCUUUUGAAGAGAUCCGAGCUGAAAUCUACAGGAAGAAAGCGAGGAAGAAAGACGAAGAUGAAAUAGAAGCCAUAGAACGGAAGAAGGAAGAAAUACAAAGGAAAAUUGAGGAACUGGAAAAGAAAUUAAAGAAGAAAGAAGAUGACAAGCAGCAACAACCACAUGAACAGGCAGCAGAGCUACUGGGAGCUUCCACACCUUUGGGAAUGCAAGGAUUUACUUUUGCCAGCACAACAGAGUAUGGGGAGAAACAGCCUCAGUCACAAAGUGAAUUCCAGAUCUAUGAAGACACUCAGCCACAUAAACCGUCUUGUUCUGAGGAUUGCCACAGUGGAAAUACAUUUUUAAACUCUAAGGAGGAACAGAGUAAUGAGGGCAGUCUUGCAAAAAAAUAUGUAGGUCUGCUUCCUCCACCAGCUGCUCCAUUUUUCUCUAUAUUUGAUGAAUCCUCUACCUUGACAAAUCAGAAUAUAAGUUGUUCAGCAGAUCGUCGGCGGAAAAGUGCCCGUCACCCCCUCGCUGUUCUUAAGCCUGUGGAUUCUCUGAGUGCCAAGGAGAGCACAGCAGCAGCAGCAGCAGCCUGUGAUGAGCUGAAUGGAAUUGAACGUUUGACUGAGGAUGCAAUUGUGACAGGCUCCUACAAGAACAAGACCCUUUGUGCCAACCCAGAGGACACGUGUGACUUUAACAGGGCUGCCCACCUGGCCUCGACGCCCUUUCACGGGGUGGUAGCUCAGAGAGUCCUAGCUCCUGCUUUCUCUCAGAGUGAACUGAAGGGAGAUAGUCCAGAAUCCAAGGGUGCACCUCUGAAUCAGGAGACACUGGUGUGUGAAGGAGCAUACACUGAAGCUCUCAGUGUAAAAAAACUGAGCCCCAUCAUGGAAGCAAGCCUGGAAGAUACUCGCUCAUCAGGUUCUUCAGUCUCAGGAGGUUCUCUGUCCUCUGUUACACAAAUGUCUGCUAUUAAAUACCUGCAGAUCAGUGAGAAACUGGAGCUGGCUCAGAGCUUGCCUGCUGAAGUGGUUACUGAUUCUGGAGAGGAUGAUGCAGCUCAGUUCCUGUGGAGCCCUGAACAGCGUAAAAAGCUUUUGGGUUCUGUGCUAUCAUCACUGGUUGCUUCUCCAGAUUUUCACUUGGAGACUGAAGCUCUGCCUCACAUGGAGGUUGAGAAAGAUGUUGAACUGGGAAAUGAGACUUACUGCAUCAAAAUGGAAUAUUGGAACAAUGAAGAAUACAAGAUGUUUUUUGCCAUUCCAACUGGAUGCAUUUUCCAGUGGGAUCAAAAAGGAUUUGCAAUAAAGGUGUAUUCUCAGCCUGUGCCUUGGGAUUUUUAUAUCAUCCUUGAGUUACAGAAGCGUUUGAAUUCUGACUUUGACCAGAGCUUCAGUGAGAAUUGCAGCUGUUACCUGUACCAGGAUGGCUUUGCCAUUGUGCACAAGGAUACAAAUUGCUUCACACUCAGGGAUAUUCUCUGUGAUCGUAACUUCAUCACUAAGGAAAUCAUCUUCUUGGUUGUUCAUGAUCUUCUGCUGCUAGUAGAGAAGCUGCACAAAGCAGAGAUUGUCCAUGGAGAUCUGAGGCCAGAGGUCUUGUUUCUGGGAGACAGGAUCUGCGAUGCAUUUUCUAAUGAGGAGGUGCCAAAUGCCCUGAAGAUGGUGGAUUUCUCUCACAGUCUGGAUUUGAGGGUACUGCCCCAAGUCAGCUUUCCCUACAGCUUUCCCACAGCUCAGACCCCUCAUGGACAACAGCUUCUGGCAGAAAGUUCUCUUCCUUAUCAGGUAGACUUGGUUGGCAUUGCAGAUAUAAUCCAUUUGAUGUUGUUUGGGGAUCAUAUCCAGGUCUGUCAGGAGAAUUCCAUCUGGAAAAUCAGCCAAAACUUAUCAAAGACCUCUGACAGUGAUUUCUGGAGUAAACUUUUUGAGAGAAUUCUGAAUGCAGAUGGUAAGUCCACAGUACCUCUGCUGAGGGAGUUGAGAGAGGAAAUAAGUGAAAUGUUUGACAGCUCUUUCAGAGAACGACUUUUGUUGACCUUAGCUGCUGUGGGAGAAACUUUCCUCCUGGUGAACUCCCAGUGACUUCAUAGAAGACAAACACAUUUUGUAUUCUAGAGAAGAAUUUGUUUGUUGUAUUCUUAUGUUUUCAAAUGUAAACAUAAAGAUUGGAGCCAUUUCUGGAAUACUUCACGAAACUUGCUCAAGAAUGUUUCUAUUGCAUGAGUGCUUGGAAAACCUCCUGAGCCUCUACGUGAACCUUUCUGUGUUGGAGGAGUUUGUGAGAGAAAAUUGCUUGUCUUAACUGCUGCCUCCCCUUCUUGUACAGCUCCUUAAAAAUUGAACCCCUAACUUGCACCAUACUCUUCAAAAUGUUUUUGUCCUGCAUUCAGUUGGUCGUUGAAUUAGUGUUUGA